This is a messenger RNA of Phycodurus eques (leafy seadragon), 4479 nucleotides long. It is a transcript of the gene myom3, whose product is annotated as myomesin 3. Bases 44 to 4270 code for a protein of 1408 amino acids. Gene Ontology annotation, molecular function: protein binding. The transcript is spliced from 37 exons. The record is from RefSeq and is a predicted model, not a curated record. Lineage: Eukaryota; Metazoa; Chordata; Actinopteri; Syngnathiformes; Syngnathidae.
UGAGACAGCGACAUACAGCGAGAGGUGCCUGUUGGGAGUUACCAUGGAAACCAAGACGGCAAUGUGGCGAGAGCGGGAGGAGGAGUCAUCCCGGAUGUCUCACAGCAUGAAGGUGUCCUCACGCAGUAACAAGAAGACUUUCACCUCCAGUGACGAUGAAGUCCCAUAUUCUGAUAUCUUUCCCAUCAUCCCCGCUGACGUGAUGCCUGUUAAGGAGAUCCUGAACAUGGAAAACCUCCCCCGCCACGGAACAUGGGAAAUCCUGAGGGAAAUCCGAGCGGCCGACGAAGGCGACCACCGAAAUAAGUGGACAAUGUUUGGAAAUGAGGCAGAGAAGUUGGAGGUGGGCCUGAUCCGAAGCCAACGUUUGUUACGCACCCGUGUGGACAAAAUGGCCCUUCGCAAAGAGGCACAAAAGAAAGCGUCCGAGCACUUGGAGUAUCUGGAGCGUCUAAGUCAGAAGGUGCCAGACUUCGCCGUGCCCCUAAGGGCUUACACUGUCUGGGAGGGCAUGACGGUGCAGCUCGCCUGCGUGGUCGAAGGCUACCCACCCCCUGAGGCCGCUUGGUACAAAGAUGGUAAACCGCUGAGAAAGCCUGAGAUGCCAUGGAAUUACGGCCUUCAGCAAGCGUUUGGUCUUAAUUACCUGGAGAUCAGACGAUGCUCUCCUGAUGACGCCGGUGUGUUCAAAGUGGUGGCCAAGAGUCCCCUGGGUGAAGCUACAACAUUCGCCACACUCGUGGUGAACUCAUAUAAAGGAGCCACGGCUGGUUUGGACGAUUCCCGUUAUCAGGCCUCGCAGCAAGCCAGCUUUGCUACCACUUUUCCGCCAACCUGGGUGAAAGAAGGCGACAGUCUCACACUGAACUGUUCAUUCACCUCGACUCUGCUGCCCUUCCAGCGGGACGUCACCUGGUUCAGAGAUGGGACACAGCUGCUCCAGUCUUGCGCUGUGGACAUGAAGACAACAAACAACACAGCCUCCAUUACACUAAGUGCUGUAUACAAGGAACAUGAAGGAGUUUACACAGUCCGUCUGAAGACCUGGGAUGGAAUCCUGGAAUCAAGUGCCUAUGUCUACGUCGAAGAUGCAUCCGCCACAGUGGUCGGAGGUCCUGCGUCUCCCUUGUUGGUCCAGGUAUCUGAUGUCAACAAGGACUACGUCUUUCUGACCUGGCAGCCACCCAGUGCUGAUGGAUCGUCACCUGUGGAGGGCUAUUACAUCGAGAGGUGUGACCUCAGUCAGGGCCAGUGGGUGCGCUGUAACGUGCACCCUCAGAAAGCUUGUCACUACCCGGUGUUUGGGCUGAAAGAAGGAGCCAGAUACCAGUUCAGAGUUCGGGCCGUCAACCGAGCCGGCGUGGGUCACUCUUCCAAGGCGACAGCGCCCAUUCUCAUUGAGGACCCCCUACAACAUUCUAGGACCAUGACAGGCCAGGUUCGAACUCCCUUUCCACCCACCAACGUCCACGCCUGCAAGCUGAGCGACACAUACGUGGUAUUGAGCUGGACUGAACCAGAACCUCGAGGGAAGGAGCCACUCACCUUCUACGUGGAGCAGUCGCAGGAAGGGAAGAGCAGCUGGGAAAUGGCCAGUCUAGACUCGGUGGUCAACUCUCCCCGGUUUCCCAUCUUUGACCUAGUCAAAGGAACGCAAUAUUGCUUCAGAGUGCGCGCCGUCAACAAGUACGGCGUCAGUGAGCCAUCAGAGCCAAGUGGCUGGAUCUGUUUGGGAAAACCACAAAGUGUCCCCACUCCACCGCCCUCCAUCUUGGGCUUCCGAGAUACAGAUACCUCAGUUUUGCUUCGGUGGCAGGAGCCCAAAGACACAGAGGGUGUCCUGGGAUAUUAUCUGUACAGCAGCGAAACUGGCCAACGGGACUGGAAGGUCAUUAACAACAAACCCGUUACCAACCCCAGGUUUACAGUCCACGGUCUCCAGACUCGUAAGGAAUAUGUGUUCAGGGUGAAGUCAGUGAGUCGAGCAGGAAACAGUGACUACUCGGAGGAGUCUCUUCCCAUCCUGGUCAAAGCUGCCACUCGUGUCCCCUCGGCUCCCUCUGGCAUCGCUUUGCUGAUGUGCACGGGUUCAGAGAUGGUUGUGGGCUGGAGGAGGCCUCGCUUUGACGGCGGUGACCCCGUGAGGGGUUAUUACCUUGACAAGCAGGAGGCAGGCACCGAAAUGUGGCGGGAGGUCAACAUAAAAGCGGUCAGAGAGAGGCGGACCACGGUUUCCAACCUGACCAGGGGGCUUUGGUACCAGUACCGCGUGUUUGCUGCCAACAUGGUUGGCGUGGGGAAGCCGUCGGAGGCCAGUGAGGCUUUCUUGUGUGAGGAGUGGACCAUGCCAGAGCCUGGUUGUCCCUUUGACUUGGAGGUCCGCGAGGUGAGGGACCACUCGUUGGUGGUCCUGUGGGCCGCGCCGCUCUACGAAGGCCGGGGCCCCGUCAAGGGAUACUUAUUGGAAAUUAGCCAGGGCGACCAGUCGGACACAUGGACCGCUGUGAAUGCCGAGCCGGUCACGGACACGUAUUACAAGGUUUCGGGUCUUCAGCCAGGUCAAAGUUAUCGUCUGCGUGUGUCGGCUGUCAAUGAGGCCGGAGCGGGAGCCGCCUCCCUCCCUUCGGAGCCAGUCACGGCACAGACCUCGCCAGACAUCAAAAACAUUAAGGUGGGCGUGGACGACGACGGUUUCAUCUACCUGGGAUACGAGUGUGAUCACGUGGACGACGGCAGCGAGGGUCUCUGGAACAAAAACUACACCGAGCCCAUUGAUGCCGCGCGAGCUCAGGCGGACAACAAGGAUGGCAGGACUGUUCUCACUUUCCGCGACCCCUCUGAGGAAGAUCUGGGUCUCUACACCGUGGAGAUGAGUGACGAUCCCAGCCUGUCAUCCAGCUAUCUCCUGACUGCCGAAGACCUUGAACGGCUCAAAGAACUCAGCCAGCAAGUCAAAAAUCCACUGAUCACACUGAAGUCGGGCUGGAAUGUGGAGGUUUCAGAGAUGGGUGGCGUGCGUCUGUGGCUUCAGACGGAGAGUCUGAGUGACGAUGCCGAGCUGCGUCUCGUUUUCAACGACAAAGAAAUCUUCAGCACUCCGCACCGCACAAUCCAAUUUGACAAAGCCGCCGGGCUGGUGGAGGUGCUGAUGGAUCGGAUCGGCCACGAGGAUGAAGGCUCAUACACGGCCCAACUGCGGGACGGACGCGCCAGGAACCAGUUUACGUUGGUCUUGGUGGAUCAAAAAUUCCGCGAUCUGAUGGUCCUGGCAAACGCCAAGCGACGCGACCACGAGAGAAGGAGCGGACCGUACUUCGAGGAGUUCUUGUCGUGGAACGUUAACGAGGAUUGCCAAGUGAUCAUAAAGUGCAAGGUGACAAACACGACCAAAGACUCCACCCUCAGGUGGUUCAAGGACGGCAUAGCGAUGACACAGACUGAUUACGACCACCCCUCUGGAGUCGGCGCAAUCACUAUGCCACAGGUUGAAAAAAAGCAGACGGGCUCGUACAAAGCGGUGGUGUCAGACGCCAGAGGAGAGGACGUCACCACCUUGUCGUUGCAGGAUGAAGAGUAUGACAAGCUUCUCCAGAAACUGAGCAAACAAUGUGGAUUGUCAGCAGGUCCGCUCAGGGUUCAGAGCACGGCAGAAGGUUUCAGGCUCUACUGCUGCCUCAUCUAUUAUAUCAGUUACCUGAAGACCACCUGGAGCUUCAAGGGGAAACAAAUGGAACCACAGUCCAGGACCAGGAUGGGCAGCAAUGUGCACACGGUUUGGAUGGACAUCUACAACCCGACAGAAAAUGACAAAGGCAAAUACACCCUGGAGAUGUUUGACGGCGUCGAGACACACGAGCGUCACCUGGAUCUGUCGGGACAAGUAUUUGCAGAUGCCUUGGUGGAGCACCAGAGACUGAAGCAAGAGCGCGUCAUUGAGAAAAAUCGGGCCAAAGUGACAAAAGGUCUCCCAGAUGUGGUGGCCAUCAUGGAGGGCAAGUCUCUGUGCCUGACGUGCUUCAUCGAGGGCGACCCGACCCCAGAUGUCUUCUGGCUGCGCAACGAGCGCGAGAUCGCCGGCGAGGACCAGUUCUUCAUCACCAGGGAGUCCGGCUGUAGCACCAUCACCAUCAACGACGUCCACACGGACAACUCCGGCAAAUACACUGUGCUGGUGCGCAACCGCUGCGGCUCCGAGUCAGUGGAUGUGACCGUGAGCGUGUACAAGCGUGGCGAGGUGCCACCGGCCAACGCUGUAGAGAUGGGUUUGUGAAAGGAGGGGGUGGACAGAUGACUAGUUCAGAGUAGUUGGCAUAGAUCAAGGGUGGGCACACUUUUGUGAUGAAGGACCACAUUUGAUUUUUAAGCAGACAGAUGGAGCAGGUCAUUAGGAAAUUAGGUUUAAAAGGUGUUUAAAUGUGUAUGUAAAACAGUUUAAGCUAAUAAUAUUUUAAAAAAUGAAAAUAUAUUUUUAAUAGUAAA